UUCAAGCGCAGCAUUUGAAGGAGCUUGUGGUCAGGACCGUCAAGAAUCCACGUGCUUCGCUCGGCUCCGUGGGGAUUUCAUUGGAUUGGACCAUCUUAGGAAUAUGUUUCUUGCCCGGCUCAGUUGACUCGAAGAGAGUUGCGUGAUCUCGGAGCCCGAACAGAUCUCAACGAGGAUGGUAAACCGAGAAGAUCCGCCAACGGUACACAGUCGUCUAAUGAAAUACAAGGUCGUCAUCUGUCAAGAAGAUCUGGCCGAACUCGAGAUGGUCGAAUCGGCAGACGAAGGCUAUUCUGAGGGAGAGUUCGAGCGAUUGGAUAACAGCGCUUACCAACCGGCCAGAUACCUACAGAACCCACAGAAAACGCUGGAAGACUUGACCAACGUAGCAGUUCUUUCGAAGUUGCCUGAAGUACCGUACCCAUAUGAAUUUUUCGCGACCGACAUUUUGCGUGAAUGCGAGAUAAUGAGUGCUGUCGUGAAGCUCAGCAAAUUGCCGAACGUGCUGUUCAUAUACGAGCUGAGUGGGACAUGUCAAUCGCGGCUGAAUCGUUUCAUGAAGCGCAGCUACCCCGACGUUGCCGUUAGACUCAUCGUGGCACCUCCUCCGGAUCGCUACCGAGACGACUCGACGGAAAUGAUAUUGCGAAUUUUCGCGAGACACGAUCGCAACAAAAUGUCAUAUGAGGAACUCUUUGAAGAAGCUCUGUCCAGCCACCUACUGCUCACGAAGGACUUCCCGUUCGACACCGAAAGGCUGAACGAGAUCAACCGCGAUGGCUUCCACGGACUUCGCUCGACAUUCACUUUGCGAAGGCGGAAUCUGAAUGAACAUCACAGAAUGCUUUGUAUAAGUGUACGCCAGCUGGCGCCGCUCGUUCACCGUAUGAUCCAGACGGAACAGAGACAUCUCGAUCAGGCUUUCCUUGAAUCCUUGGAAGAGGAAAUCCGUAAUAGUGCUUACGAUGUCGCCGAGCUCCCCCACGUUGCUUUCGCAGUAGAUGGCGAGGCUUUGAAGAAGCCCCUGGAGCAUCUCGUGACCUGUGUACCAGGAGUCGAGGUGGUCUGGACAAACGACAAGAAAAUUAUCCGCAAGCUGGAGCUACCCGAGCGACAUGCAGAUUUGGCCCCGCGAGGUCUCGCGUCGGCGGCAGCCACGCAGGAUCCCCCAGGGCGCCAGGAGCAGGAUAUUGUCAAGAGUCUCUCGGACAUCUUGAAGAGACCGAAUAAUCUAUACAUGUCGCUCGGAGAACUAGAGGGCCAGCUUGGUCAAGUGGCCACCAGACUCGGACAUGGUUUACGGCAGUUCAUCACCGAACGGCCGAAACAUUUCCAGAUUCUUGGUGAAGGAGAUUUCGAGGUGGUGACGCUCAGCCACCGUGCGCAAAUUAAACGCGUUUGCAAUGAUUUGCAAAAAGUUCUCAGACCGAUGAAGCCGAAAUGUAUCUCUAGCGCCCAGAUCGCUACCGCGUUCGCGCAGCACUGGAGGACUACGAACGACGCAGAAUGGCAGAAUCGGAGAUUCAACGUAGAGGAUUUCGGGGUCUGCUUCCUGGACGAUCUUCUACUGACGAUUCCACAGCACUGGGGAGUGAAUUGCAGCGAGUACGUUUCCACCGAAGGACAAGUGAUUCAGCGAAAGUACGGAACAGGCGAGGAGGACGUACCAGAUUUCGUUCCUCAAAGCGGUCGGAAAAUAAUCAACGCUUGGAUUCCAAAACACGUACAAACCGAAGAACAGAAGAAGAAUCUCGCUCUCCUCAAACAGCAGAUUCUGAACAUCUUCCGUGGCGAUCCGAGCGCUGACGUCCUGAUAAAUCAUCUGAGAGCCGAGCCGAGGCUUCACGGUCCAGAAAACGGCAACAGACUUCUCAGACUCGCCGGUCUCCGGGCCAAUCGACCCACUCCUGGCGGCAUUCACCAUCGAGCUGAGCAGAGGAGCGAACAGCUAGCGCUCCCGUGUAAUCUCUUGCUGGAAGAGAAGGCUUUCGUUCCGCUCUAUCAUCGAUUCUGUGGGGAACAAGUGACCUUGGCGAACUUUGGUGUGAGGGACCUCUUCGAGCUAUUCGAUAGCAUGUUGGACACGUUCAUCAUCAAGGGCGUUGCCCCGAAUCGCACGAUAACUCUGACACAGGAUGCCAAACUCGAGAUACUGGAGCGAAGAGUAAUCGACGUCCUCCGCAAGUCUGGUCAUCCGUUGACGGAGAGCGAUCUUUUCCGGCUCUACGUGAGCGAACCGACAAUGGUUCCGUAUCAUAACGCGAAGGAGAUCAGGGAAGCCGUCGACAAGAGUGCCUUCAUACGAGAGAUUCUCGUAGGGCAGAGACUUAUGUACCAGGUGCCGCAUUUCUUCAGCUACUCGAGAGCUGUGGCCGGGCGACCCGACAUCGAACACGUUCUGAUGAAAUUCAUGCAGAGUUACGCGCCACUGGAGAUCGUCACCAUCGAAAGGGAGUUCACCGCCAGAACCGGUCGACCUCUCAAGAGGGUUGUCAUCGAAGAUCUGAAGAGCACGGGCGCUAUUCGUCAGGUUACCGGAUCCGAGGAACUAUAUGACCUACAUGACAUUUGCCGGGUGGUUCGGAACCUCGUGUUCAAGAUGAACGAAAACCCAACUUAUAUUUACACCGUGGAGUCGCAACCCUACCUUAAUGCGAACCUGACCCCUACUUCCGUGGCUACACUCUUGGCUUUCUCCGGGGACUACACGUUCAUCCCGCCGAGGGUUCUGUUGGAAAUCAUGAGCGACUUCACGCUCAGCUUCCAACAGGUCGGCGAAGUUCAGUUCAAGCUUCAGCCUGCUCUGCAGAUCUGGACUCCGCCGGUGGAGGUCGUGGAAAGCGCCCAACCGCGUCGCGGGAAUAGAGGAGCUCAGAUAGCGCCUCGGGGCCGUCAGAAUUAUCGAUUCUCCCGGAAUCCGAGGAAUAAUAAUGACAGGCAUCACCAGAGACGGCAUCACUAGGGCUUAAAUGACGCACACUGAAUCUCAGGCGCACAAGCAUCCACCGGAAAGCUUGAGGUCGGGGAAUCUUAAACCUGUGGUAAUGGUGACAAAAAGAUCACUUCAUUACCGCAAAAUCUGGUGAAUUUACAAGUCAUCGUUUUCUUUCUGGUAAGAGAACCAAGCGAAGCCACGUGUUUCGGGAGAGCAAUCAAAAAAAAUGACUGGAUAGGCUUUGGCUUAAAGCACCAGAGGGAUCUUGGGUCGACAUUUGUACCGACCCACCUCUUCGCCGGCCGGCCAACCAUCCAUCUAUCUAUCUAACCGGCCUCGUCAGAUCUAGGCUGAUCACCCUGUAGUAGGAAAAUCGGCGAGGGAAAGAUUCCCAUCGAGGAGCUACUGUGCUCCAUAAGCAAUUCCGAGACUCCUACUGCAGCUGACGAGGCUAUCGUCCCUCAGAUCGUAAUUUAUUUGAACACCGAAUUUUCAUUCAGAACUCACGAGGAUUUUCGGAUCUCUGCAGCCCGGAACCUGCCGUUCCGAAAUGCAGAAUCCGUACCCUAAUCAGCUCAGCGCUGGUUACGUUCUCUCGAUACAUUAGAUUUAUGGUCUACGGGGGACCGGUGAGUUCAGUUCAGUUCAACUUAAGUACUGAUUCGAUGAAAUAGGAUUGAAAUUCCAAUGGUGAAUAGAAAUGGAACAAAUCAUCCGGUGACGAAACUUCUUACCAAAUAGGAUGGAAAAUCUUUCAUGACGUUGGUUAAUAGGAGUGGAAGUGAGCGAAUCGAUCCUUGCGGGUCCUUGCCUCCGUCUAGUCUUCCCUAACGGGUUUCUCCACGGAGGGGCGCUUGAAAUCUUUUUACUAUUGAAAAUAUUGGUGUAUCUACUUUAAGGAAUUUCACAAUGAUAUAUAUAUAUACAUUUAUCGUUUGAACUAGAGGAAUACACCCAAUCGAAAUGAGGAUGAUCACCGGCCUUUCGGAAUUUAGUACUGAGAAUUAUAGAUUUGGACAUGUCGAGAACCCGCGUGGUGGGUCGCGUCAAGUGAUUCCUUGGAGCGAUUGUCCUAUACAACGCUAGUCUCGAAGCAAGGAUUAUCUUAAACUAGCUAACGUGUUAAAUAGUCUCAUUAUGAUAUCUGUCAGCGUUUUGCGUCAAGCAAAUGCUCAAAUGUCAGAUAUCUUCAUUCGUGGUGGGCGAUUGAACUGCCUGAAUCAAAAAAAUUUGUGCUUUGAAUGAAGUGCUUU
Messenger RNA from Galendromus occidentalis (western predatory mite), 4188 nucleotides. RefSeq names its product meiosis regulator and mRNA stability factor 1-like protein (gene Marf1). The transcript has 9 exons. The record is from RefSeq and is a predicted model, not a curated record. Lineage: Eukaryota; Metazoa; Arthropoda; Arachnida; Mesostigmata; Phytoseiidae. Bases 176 to 2962 code for a protein of 928 amino acids.